CACCACACUCCUAUCUUCUGACCUCACAGCAUCAACUCCAUUACACCCUUCACUUUCUUCCGCCAACCAAACACUCCGAUUCUCUCCCCAGAUCACAGCCGUCUGGCCACAAAAUCCAAUGGCUUCGGCCGUCUCUACAAUUGGAGCUACUGUCAACCGCGCUCCGCUGAGCUUGAAUGGCUCAAAUGCUGGAUCCACAGUCCCAACCUCUGCAUUCUUGGGUAGCAGCUUGAAGAAGUUGAGCAGCUUUAGAUUCACCAACCCCAAGGUCUCCUCGGGAAGUUUCAAGGUUGUGGCCGAGGUUGAGGAGCAGAAGCAGACCGACAAGGACAAAUGGAGGGGUCUUGCCUUCGACACUUCCGAUGACCAACAGGACAUCACAAGAGGAAAGGGUAUGGUGGACCCCCUCUUCCAAGCUCCAACGGGAACUGGAACACACAAUGCUGUUUUGAGCUCUUACGAAUACAUUAGCACCGGACUUCGCCAGUACAACUUGGACAACAAUAUGGAUGGUUUCUAUAUUGCUCCAGCCUUCAUGGACAAGCUUGUUGUUCACAUCACAAAGAAUUUCAUGACCUUGCCUAACAUCAAGGUUCCUCUCAUCUUGGGUAUUUGGGGAGGCAAAGGUCAGGGGAAAUCUUUCCAGUGUGAGCUUGUCUUUGCCAAGAUGGGAAUCAACCCCAUCAUGAUGAGUGCUGGAGAGUUGGAAAGCGGCAAUGCAGGAGAGCCUGCAAAGCUGAUCAGACAAAGGUAUCGUGAAGCAGCCGAUAUAAUCAGGAAGGGAAAGAUGUGCUGCCUCUUCAUCAAUGAUCUUGAUGCUGGAGCUGGUCGGAUGGGUGGCACUACCCAAUACACAGUCAACAACCAAAUGGUUAAUGCCACCCUCAUGAACAUAGCCGAUAACCCAACAAAUGUCCAGCUUCCCGGAAUGUACAACAAGGAGGAGAAUCCCCGUGUCCCCAUCAUUGUCACCGGUAAUGACUUCUCAACAUUAUAUGCUCCCCUCAUCCGUGAUGGUCGUAUGGAGAAGUUCUACUGGGCACCCACCCGUGAAGAUCGUAUUGGUGUCUGCACUGGAAUUUUCCGAACUGACAAUGUUGCCAAAGAAGAUAUUGUCACACUUGUCGACGCUUUCCCUGGCCAAUCCAUUGAUUUCUUUGGUGCCUUGAGGGCAAGAGUUUAUGAUGAUGAGGUGAGGAACUGGAUUUCAGGCGUUGGAGUUGAGGGCAUUGGGAAGAAGCUUGUGAACUCAAAGGAAGGACCUCCAACUUUCGAGCAGCCCAAGAUGACCCUCGAGAAGCUCCUCGAGUAUGGAAACAUGCUUGUCCAAGAGCAGGAAAAUGUAAAGAGAGUCCAAUUGGCUGACAAGUACUUGAGCGAAGCCGCACUUGGAGAAGCUAAUGAGGAUUCUAUCAACAGAGGAACUUUCUAUGGCAAAGCAGCCCAGCAAGUGAAUGUUCCAGUCCCUGAAGGUUGCACUGAUCCAAAUGCUACAAACUAUAAUCCAACAGCUAGGAGUGAUGAUGGAAGCUGCCUUUAUACAGUUUAGGCCUUUUUUAGGGCUUAACAUGAAGGAAAAGUGUUUCCUAAGGAUGUCAAAAGAAAAAAAUCAAUUAGAUUGUUACUCUCUGUUAUCAUGGAUUAGUGUCCUGUGAUUUUGUGUUAUAAUGUACACUGAGUUAAUUCUUACAACUAGAUUGUUACAA
Messenger RNA from Cornus florida, 1706 nucleotides. Its product is annotated as ribulose bisphosphate carboxylase/oxygenase activase, chloroplastic. The record is from RefSeq and is a predicted model, not a curated record. Gene Ontology annotation, cellular component: chloroplast stroma; thylakoid. Gene Ontology annotation, molecular function: ribulose-1,5-bisphosphate carboxylase/oxygenase activator activity; ATP binding; ATP hydrolysis activity. The transcript has 7 exons. The coding region runs from base 119 to 1549 and encodes 476 amino acids. Lineage: Eukaryota; Viridiplantae; Streptophyta; Magnoliopsida; Cornales; Cornaceae.